AUGGAGCGUUUGUACGAGUGUCCCCUGCGACUGGAGAAGGGCUUCAUUUUGGAUGGGGUAGCCGUUAGCACAGUUGCCCGAGCUUACAGUCUCACGAGGCCCAAGCUGUGGUCGGCAAUUCCGCCCUACAACGCACAGCAGGACAACCACGCCCGCCGCUACUUCCAGAGCCGCGUAGUUCCACCCCUCCUGCGGAAAACCGAACAGGAUCACGGUGGCACGGGAAGGGAUGGCUGGAUAGUCGAUUAUUUCCACAUUUUUGGGCAAGGACAGAGAUACCUCAACAGGAGAAACUGGGCAGGGGCAGGGCAUUCUGUCCAGCAGGUGACCGGGCAUGACCAGUACAAUGCUGACCUGAAGCUGAUAACUGUUGGGUUAAAUGGCCGGUUUGGUUACCGCCGAAACACCCCAGCCCUCCGCCAGCGCCCAUCUGUGUUCGGAGAGGUCACCCAGUUCCCUCUCUUCUGA
Castor canadensis (American beaver) is the source of this 468-nucleotide messenger RNA. It is a transcript of the gene Spmap1, whose product is annotated as sperm microtubule associated protein 1. The record is from RefSeq and is a predicted model, not a curated record. Lineage: Eukaryota; Metazoa; Chordata; Mammalia; Rodentia; Castoridae.